AUGAGCAUUGCUACUUCUACAGAAUAUACCAGUGGAUGGAAUGAGACAAAUAAUGAUGGAUCUGAUACGCCACAUUAUCUUGUCGAUUUGACCGAAAGACAUUUAUCCAACUUUGAGAUUCUGAAUUCCUUAGCUUUGUUACAAAAUUAUGAAAAUCUGUUCACAUUCAUUGAAUGCCAGGUUUACGGUAAUCUAGUAACUGGAUCUGUUCAGGCUUUGCUAGUGCCUCCUUUCGAUAUAUGGUUGAUUAUUUUGACUAUAGCCACUGUUUCGACAGCUAGUAAAGACGAAAUUCUGCGAGAAAAUGAUACUUAUAACCCCUCGAGAAUACCUUUGAACAAACGUGCAAUCAAAUUAUUACAUGUGUACAGUAGUAUACUUACGAAUUUCAAUGUAAAGAAAUAUAACCAAUAUGAUCUCGAAUUAUUGCGAUGCCAGAUAUUUAUAGUAGUGGAUACACUCCUACCCCAAACAGAUGGAAAUAUAUUUGCAAGUACCUCAGGUCGAACUUUAAGAAAUCGAGUUUAUAGUCCGACAUUUGGGAAAUUAAAGAAUCCAUAUUUAUCGUAUAGGGAUUGUUUACAACAGAUUGAUAACGUUUUAGGUAAUAAGUUGAUAAAUGCAAAAUUCUCCCAGCCAGGUGAAAUGAUCAACACCUUUAUCUUUACCCUGUCAAAUUCAUUACUAGGAAACUCAGAUGAUAAUACCGAAUUCUUAAAUGUAACUGAGUCGUGGCUUCCCAUUUUUAAUUUUUUAUUGGAUAUGAUACUUCUGCGUCAGAAUUAUUUCAUCGAAAAUGAAACGGCAAAAGCAGGCUCCACAAUAUCGCCAACUUUAUUUACACAGCAGCUAAUUGAAAGUCCUAUAUCUAAAUUCCUCAGAAUUAUUAAUUCUGCCCAAUUCACGGAACGUUUUAUUGAAUAUAUCUUUAUCGAUUGUCCCGAUAAGAAAAAACAAAGCAGCUUCGUAAAUGAAGUUAAUUCGAAUAAUGUACUCAGGCUUUCAAGUACAUAUGUUACAAGAACAUUCUAUCCACCUGAAUAUGUAUUGCAACGUUCUAUGAGCUUAAGAAGACAAUUUACAUUUUUGGCGUUUCAUCUAUUGUCUAUUGUUCCAGGCGGUCACACGAUGAUUUCGCCAAAGGUAGAUAUUCAAACACUUGUACAAGCUAUAUCUGUGGAGCUUUGUUCAUUGAUUGAUAUUUCAGAUUAUCAGGCAUUUCUAUUUUCAGAUAAUUUAGAAAGGGAUAUUGUUUUUAUCCCAUUGCUUGCUGAAGCCGUUUUUAAUAAUUUAACAGAAAUUAAUAAUGAUAUAUUUGACUGGGAGAAGUUACAUUUAGCUAGACAAGAUACAGGCCAUAGCUCCAAUGAUAGAGGUAGUAUUCCUGAUAAGAUAUAUAAGGUCAAUUUUGUUAACAAACUCGAUACAAUUGAGCGGGCUCUCAAAGAAUACAUUGCAGCUCUAAAUAUACUCCAAAUGUCAAUAGGCAUAAUGCCUAAAAAAGCUAGACAAGAAGAAUAUGAUAUCAAACUGAAAUGCUGUAUAUGUAUUCUGACUGUUUUCGACUUUUUCUGUUUGUUACAUGUGCCUCAACUGGAGGUGAGCAAAGAUGACACCCUCAGGAAUUUUUCAGAGACUCUUAACUCACUGCUAGAAAAUUUCGAGCAAUCAUGUGUUGAGUACGAUAUAGAGCCAUAUCAUAAAAACAUAAUUAACAAAACAUUAGUUAAACUAUCUGCCAUUGUUAAUUUUUAA
This is a messenger RNA of Maudiozyma saulgeensis, 1755 nucleotides long. The record is from the annotation of a GenBank genome assembly. NCBI's taxonomy places the organism in Eukaryota, Fungi, Ascomycota, Saccharomycetes, Saccharomycetales, Saccharomycetaceae.